AACCCCCUUUGCCAUCAGAGGACUCUGGGCAGAGGCACCUCCCGUGGCUCCCAGGCGACCUUCCCGCCAAGACGUGCUGGGACAGGCUCACCCUGAACACCGGCAGCGCCACUGACCCCACCCUCAGGCUGCAGAGUGCUGGCCUCGCCCGCGGAGGGCCGGCUGGAUGCCCACACACCGGGGCCGGGACGGGUCUAAGCCUGCACGGAGGGGAAAGGCACAGUUAUGAGAACCCUGCUCUGCCUUCCUAUGCCAACCAGGAGGAUUCGCCAAGGCCCAGCGGGGGCUGACCCCACGUGAACAGCAUGUCCCCACCCCGAGCCUCUGAGGAAUCGGGAGAAUGUGUUUGGGGUCCUGGCUGCGCCCCAAGCUCCCGGUGCCUCCAGGCAAAUCACUUCACCUAUCAGGGCCUGUGUGACCCCCUGUGACACAAAGGCGCUGGGCCGGCUAGUGGCCCUCGCCAACAGACUGUGAUCAGGAAGGAGUUAAUGGAGGCCAGGCUCUGGGUCAGGAAGGCGAGGGUUAAUCUGGGGGGCGGGGUGGGGGGUGGAGGCUCCCUUUGCUUUUCCUGUGGAGAGCGAGGUUUGGCUGCCACCAAAGUUACUUCUAGUCCCUGCUGUCCCUCCUGCCCUCAGUCUGGACCUGCCCUCGGACCCCUGCCUUCAGUCUCCACACAGCGAGGACUCAGGGAGCCCCAGCCAAUUGCCCUCAGCAGCGCCACUAGCUGCCUGACUCCGGUGGCUUAUGGGGCACCGUCCCGCCCGGUUCUGCUAAGAUGCUCCUGGCCUCUCCCUCCACCCCAUCCCGGGGCCGGACCCCCAGCGCCGUGGAGAGGCUGGAGGCGGACAAAGCGAAGUAUGUCAAGACGCACCAGGUGAUCGCCCGACGCCAGGAGCCAGCGCUGCGCGGGGGGCCCGGGCCGCUCAUGCCGCACCCCUGCAACGAGCUGGGGGGGCCCGCGUCGCCCCGGACGCCCAGGCCGGCCCGUCGGGGCAGCGGCCGGCGGCUGCCCAGGCCGGACUCCCUCAUCUUCUACCGCCAGAAGCGGGACUGCAAGGCUCUGGUGGACAAGGAGAACGCCAAGGGCCAGGGGCUGGUGCGCCGCCUCUUCCUGGGCGCCCCCCGGGACGCGCCCUCCAGCGGCCCGGGGCCAGCGGAGCGGCCCGCGGCGGCGGGAGGCUGGGCCGCGCCCCAGGACGCCCCGGACGCGGCGGGCAAGCGGGCGCUGUGCCCCACGUGCUCGCUGCCGCUGUCGGAGAAGGAGCGCUUCUUCAACUACUGCGGCCUGGAGCGCGCGCUGGUGGAGGUGCUGGGCGCCGAGCGCUUCCAGCCGCGGAGCUGGGGCGCCGACGCCAGCCCCCCGCCCGGGACGCCGCCGCCGCCGGGCUCCGGGGACACCAGCGACUGGGCCUCCAGCGAAGGCGGCGCGGGCCGCUCGGACCACGCGGGCGGCGGCGGCUCGGAGGCGGCGGGGGCGCGGGACGGGCGCCCCCCGGUGUCGGUGGUGGAGCGCAACGCGCGCGUCAUCCAGUGGCUGUACGGCUGCCAGCGCGCCCGCAGCCCGCCGCGCGAGUCCGCCGUGUGACCGCGCCGCGCCGCCCGGGAGCCGGCUCCCGAGGGGUCCGGCGUCCGGGGGGCUCCCGAGGGGUCUGGCGUCCGGGGAGGGUCAGAGGGCCAGCGCCGGGCUGGACCCGGCACCAACAGUGACGCCCCGCCUCUGGCGCGCAGGUGGAUUUUUGGCAAGCCCCGCCGCCCCCCGCUGGAUCGUGGCUUUUCCGAGUGACCGUGGGCGCACGAACAAGAUCA
This is a messenger RNA of Pipistrellus kuhlii (Kuhl's pipistrelle), 1806 nucleotides long. RefSeq names its product family with sequence similarity 110 member D (gene FAM110D). The transcript has 2 exons. Lineage: Eukaryota; Metazoa; Chordata; Mammalia; Chiroptera; Vespertilionidae. The coding region runs from base 776 to 1585 and encodes 269 amino acids. The record is from RefSeq and is a predicted model, not a curated record.